This is a messenger RNA of Physcomitrium patens, 3129 nucleotides long. The record is from RefSeq and is a predicted model, not a curated record. Lineage: Eukaryota; Viridiplantae; Streptophyta; Bryopsida; Funariales; Funariaceae.
GGGGUUGGGUGUGUGCAGAGGCCAUUGAAGUAACUCAAGCAUGGCGCCGUGUUGACGACGCGCAAGUAUUGACGGACAAUUCCGGCGCAGGGAUCUCCCCGUGCAGAUCGCCAACGCAGAGGUGUGCGGCCGGAACAUUGUGAUCCGAUUUCGCAUAGGUUAAAUAAGGUGCCAUUAUUCGUGAAUGGCGGAUGCACUUGAACCAGGAGAGUUUCGCCGUGUAAAAGCAGUAUGUCUGGUGGGUGUCGUUUGUAGCGUGCACUCUGCUGCGCGUUUGUGGUGAAGUUUGGGUGGGAGGCACAGCAGGGCUUUGGUGAUUGAGACUGAAACGUAUUUGCGGGGGAUUGUGAUUGAAGAAUCCUUGUCGCGGCGUCCACGUUGGAGCUUAUGUUAUUGCCAGGUGAAGAAGAUGAGAUUUUACGGAAGGGCUUGAACACUUUUUGCUGCCUUGGUAGCCAUAUCAAUGGGAUGUGGUGGAUAGCUUGAAAGUGAAAUUGCCAAUGUCUCAACAGUGAUGCAUGUUUCUGAGGGAUUUCUGGACCGGAAUGGACUGGCUAGUGCUAGGUCGCUGCGUAUCGGAUUAUAUUUUCCUCAGUCUAAGGACAAUACAUUGCUGACUUCAUUGCGAGCUGAUCACAAGUUACCAUGCAACCGCGAUUUGUCCACCCAACUGCUUCGAGUAUAGGUGGCAGUUGUUAUCAUGGUGUUACAUGGUCCGUCGAGAAAGGUUGAUUCCUCGCCUGUCUACCAUGUGUAGACGGAGAAGCCAGAAGAGGGGUUCGAGAAAGUAGCGGGACUGAGGUGCUGGUCUUCUGUUGAAGGACCAAGGAAGAGUUUCUAGGGUUGAAGUUGAACGAAGUAGUUAAUUCUAAUUCUUAUACGUGUCUCAAUUUGACCCUUCCCUGAGAAGAAAGGCGAUUUCUAAUCUUUUCGACGACUAGAUUUCGUAUUAAAUAUGCGAUAUUGAUUACAUUUAUCCGUCCACACACGUGAAGCAGAUUGUGCAAGCAAGAUGUCUGAAGAUAAGCUCGGAUGCAACAGCGUGUGGAAUGGAGAUUGUUGUGUCCGCGAAGGUGACGCAGUAUGCAAUGGCAAGGCCUCGAAGGGCCUGUUUCUGAAUCUUAUGCCCAAAAGUGAUUCGCGUUCCCUGAGCACACUUUUCUUCCUUGGUUUACCACUAGCGCUCCUCUCUGCUAUUAUGGUAUUGAUACCUUGUGUCAUGGUGCACAAACCCGAGAUGUUCUGGUAUUUGCCGUUCAGCUAUGGCAAGAUAGUUCCGCCAGUUUCGAAGAAGUAUGCUGUAAUCUUCGAUGCUGGCAGCUCUGGCAGCCGGAUCCACAUUUACUGUUUCGAUCCGAACUAUGAGCUGGUCAAAGUAGGUAACGAGCUGGAGAUUUUCAUGCACUCAGAACCAGGAUUGAGCGAUUUUGCCAAGGAUCCCCGAAAAGGAGCGGAGUCGCUGCGGCCUAUGCUGGAAGAAGCCUUGCGAGUGAUACCUGCAGAGCAACAUUCUACAACACCGCUGCGACUUGGAGCGACAGCUGGAUUAAGACUACUCCCUGGGGAUGAAGCUGUAAAUCUUUUGAAGGAAGUACGCACGCUGUUGGGUAGUAGCGGCUUUAUGUUUCAGCCAGAAUGGGUGAAUAUCAUCGAUGGAACACAGGAAGGCUCGUACCAGUGGGUGACAACUAACUACCUUCGUGGAAGUCUUGGUAGAAGAUUGGAUGAGACUGUGGGGAUCGUGGACUUGGGUGGGGGCUCAGUGCAAAUGGCGUAUGCCAUAUCAGAUGAAGAUUACAUCAAUGCUCCUAAGGCUGGAAAGGAUGAAGUCGCGAGCGUCCAGCAAGUCAAGCUUCUAAAUAUGACCUACAAUCUCUAUGUUCACAGUUAUUUACAUUAUGGCCUGCUGGCCUUUCGUGCGGAAGUGUUCAAGCACAGUGAGGGGACUACUUGUCCUUGCGUCGCAAAGGAUUUCGAAGGCUCAUAUAUGUACGCUGGAGUGAAACAUAUGGCCGCAGUUAGAGAUGAAGGGUCUCAUUACAUGGACUGUCGAGCUUUGGUAGUAAAGAUCCUUAACGUAGAUCACGCUUGCAAGCAUUUAAAAUGUACAUUUGGAGGCGUUUGGAAUGGUGGAGGUGGAGAUGGAUUUAAGCAGCUCUUUGUUGCAUCUUUCUUCUUUGACAAGGCAGUUGAUGCUGGAAUUAUACGUAACAAGAAAGUUGCUUCUGCAGUCGUCGCACCAAGUGAAUUUGAGCGGGCUGCCAAGAAAUUCUGUAGUCUGAGUUUAGCCGAGAUUGUGCAGCGAUUUCCCAAGCUGAAGGAGCAGAAGAGAAAGUACAUAUGUUUGGAUCUUGUGUACCAGUAUAUUCUGCUCGUCACUGGCUUUGGAAUUGACCCGAAUCAGAAGGUCACUCUUGUGAAGAAGAUCUUGCACAGGGGUUCUGAAGUUGAAGCAUCCUGGCCACUUGGGAGCGCAAUAGAGCUUGUAUCUGGUUAUCAGUGACGCUGCACCUCCUGAGUACUGGCUCCAACCUCAGCGUUUACUCCCCCACUUCACGAAGUUUUCAAAGGACAGAUGAAUGGUUAUUGACAUUCUUAUCGUGCACUUGCUCUGCUCGAGUGUUUUUCCCCUCUAUUCAAUUGAGAUGUACAGACAUUCAUGAAGCUAUUGCUUACUACCAGCAAUAUCUAUUUCAUUUUUUUUUUUUCGCAACAUUAUCCUUCCAAUUUAGGUAUAUCCGACGUGCUUUUUAUGCGUAGCGUAUGGGUUUGGGAGCAAAGACAACUAUUAGUUGGCAUUGGAGUUGGACCCUUCGUGCUCUUCACUCCUGACUGUCUCUACCCCUAGUUUGACAAUUUCAUGUUGCCAUUCUUGAGGGUUUACAAGACAGACACAUCGUUUUGAGAGGGAGUAGGUUUCAUUCUGAUUUAGUGUGGUAUUCGUGAAUGUUGUGUACUAGUUGGUUUGUCAUGACAACAACCUAGAAAGAGUAAAAACACGGACGAUUUCACAUCUUAGAGAUGGAGACAUAUCGAAUCUCUCCUAUUGAAGUGUACUCGUAUUUCGAUCUGCAGACUCAUAUUAAGCAGAAAAUGAUUGAUUAUACAAUUGACAAGUUAUAUUCUCAA